This is a messenger RNA of Brassica rapa (field mustard), 5422 nucleotides long. RefSeq lists its product as uncharacterized. NCBI's taxonomy places the organism in Eukaryota, Viridiplantae, Streptophyta, Magnoliopsida, Brassicales, Brassicaceae. The record is from RefSeq and is a predicted model, not a curated record.
UUGUAAUAAUAUCUAAUGCAUUUAUAAAAUAAAAAAAUAUCCGCACGAACGUGCGGGUUAAAAUCUAGUUUCAGUUUUAAUAAUAUAGAUUAACCAUCAAAUGACACAUUCACUCACUCUUUCUUUUCAGCCAAAAUUUGAAGGUCUCUAUCCCAUUGCAUAUGGUUACGCCGGUAAAGGCGGAAGCGGCAGUAGAGGAGGUGGAGGAUUGGUUACGGUGGUUGAGGUCAAGCUAGUGGUAGGGGCGGGCAGUCAUGGAGGUAGUGAAGGAUCAGGAGGUGGAGGGUUUUAUAGUGGUGGUUCUUACGGAAGUAGUGAAGGAGGAGGAGCUGGAGCUGGAUGAGGAGAUGAUAAAUCACGAGGAGAGGAGUAGACUCUUACAAGUCAUGGAUGGUUGCAGUUAUAAGGCGGCAGCUCAAAGGCCAUUUUUUUAACACUUGUUGCUUUGGUUGGGCGUGAAAAAAGGUCUUUUGACUUGGAUUGGGAGCUUAAGAACAUGAUGGUAAAAAACCGUCGACAACCUAAUGUGGUUAAUUUUAUUACUUUCAUCCAUGAGAUUUGUAAAGGUGUGAAGUUACAAGAGGCUAAUAAUUUUUUUGACGAGAUCAAAGCAAGAGACAUGGCUCCCAAUAAUGUCACUUAUAAGACUUUGAUUAAUGGGUAGCCAACUAUUCUAAACUCAGCACACCCUCUGCAGUUCAUCUCUUCUAUCAUCAAUUGAUAGUUUACGAAUAACUAAUUUUAAAAAACAAUAAUCCAUAAUCUCCAACACAGAUUUUAUAUCGUUUUUAAUAUGUAGCAUUACGUACAGACUAAUAUUUUCGCAAAUGACUUACUCUCUAUUAUUAUGUGUUUUGUGAAUAUUAAGAAAGUAUAUUAUAAUUUAAUUAUGAACGUUAUUUAUAUUAAUUAUUUUGAAUAAAUUUAAAAUAAUAUUAAUCAAUAAAUUUGAAUAACUUUUCGUUUAAAUCUAUUAAUAAUAAAUAAUAAAAAUAUUUAACCUAUUUUUUAAAAAUAUUUAUCUUUUUAAAUAGGAGAUAGUCCAGAGCAGAUGAAUUCAUUUUCUUGUAAUUAUCAAGAGCAUUAAGUUUAAUACUUUAAGGAAUUUUUCUUUCUCAAUGGUUGGUGCUCGAAAAGUUUGAUAGUGCUGUGAAGUUUGAUAGUCAAGCUUGGCAUCAGGUCUUCCCUUUUGAAACAAAUUAUAGGUGACUAGUUUUGUUUAUGUCGUAAUUUGUGGUUUUUGGUGUGUUCUUUUGGUUUGCUUUGUGGAUUUGAGACUUUGACGGUUUGAGAUUUUUGGAGUUUCUGUUUUCUAGUGUGCGGUGCAGGAUAGCUCUGAUGUGGGUACCUACUUCUUCUGUCAGAUUUGGUGAAGCGGGUUCAGGUGGGUUUGCGAUUAUUCUGUAUUUUUGGCUCUUUUUUCUUUGUUCAAUGGUCGUCUUUGUCGAAGGUCAUAUAAACUAUGGCUAGUGGUUAAGCUCUAGUUUGUAAAUAUUUUUUUGUUAAUUUAUGGAGUUUGAUGGUCUUGAGGCAGUAUUGUAUGGUGGCUUCUUAGUGUGUUGGGUUUGGGUCUCCAAACUUUACUCUAAGGACCGACAAACGUCUAAUCUUUUCCAUGUUUGUCUUUAGUAAGGUUUUGGUAUUCAAACCUUGGGUUUACUGAUGAAUGAUUGAGUGUGAAGCUUUGAUUUUGUGAUGUCGUGCCGUUCAUUGAGUUUAAAUCGAUAGGUUUCUUUGGAUCUCUGAUAAGGAAAUGUGGAGCUUUAUUUACCUCAAUUUUAUUUGAUCUAUGAAUAGUUCAAUUGUCAACCGUGUUCUCCGUCAGCUGCUCGAGAGGAAAUUUGUUUUCUCAUUUUUUUUUUUGUUCUUAAGUGGCAUUUACUUGUGGUUCUCUGUCGAAUCAUAUCUUGGACCUUUUUACACUACAAGAAAAAUGGGUUUUAAUAGCAUACCAGAAUAGCGUUUUUUCGAUUGUGCUAUGGUAGGUAUACUCGUGUUUUAAAGAUAGCGGUUGUAUAUUUCCAAACGUUAUGUUAUAGUUUCGAGUUGAAAAAUCAUAAUUUAAGCGUAUGUUUGAAAGAAGACGCUUAAUUAAUAUAGCAGAUUAAAAAAAAAAAAGUGUUAUGCUUGAUUACGCGGUAAUGACCGCGACACUUAGAAAUAAUUUGGCUCCUAAAACCCAAUUAGAAUCCAAAAUUAAUCCCAAAUUAGUAGGGUUUUGUUCUUCCCUCUCUCUCUUUGUUCUUCACUCUCCAUCGAACACUUUGCCUCCAUUUGCUCGAUAGACUCGACCUCAAUCUCUUUCACUCGAAUUUUCAUUCUCAAUUCCUCAGCUCCAAUGAUUACUCAAUGUGGAUUAACUCUUAUUGAAAUCCCCUUUGAUUGAAAUCCUUUCUGAUUCCAUCGAAGGUGAACUCGGGUUUCAUCUCUUUUCUAUCCUAAUCGAUUGAAAAUCGAUUUAUCUCUUCUCUAUAACUGAUUUAGGGUUAUUGCAUGUUUAAUUGAAUCGGUUUUGCAUGCUCGUUUGCAGGAACCUUUAUUUUCCGACAGCUUUGGCUUAAGGUAUUUGUUCUUUUCAAUUUCUGGGUUUCUCUUUUACUUGUUCAUUUCUGUAAAAUCUUGUAUCUUACUUAACGACAUUGUCUUUUUUUGUAGGAGACUCUAAUUUAAAUCCGAAGAGAUUAUUUUAAGGUGAGAAAUCUCGUUCUGUUUUGCUGUUAAAUCCCUUAUUUUUUUGUUGUUCUGGCUUGAUAAAGUGAGACUCUUGUAUGUUCAUUUCGUCGGAGCUGUAUCAUGGAUAAAUCUUGGGUCUGGUUACCAAGGUAUUAACUUCACUUGUUCUUUUAAAAAUUUUUAAGUCUCAGUGUUUAGUUCUCACUUGUUUUAACCAUACAGGAAUAGCCUUGAGUAUGAGAAAGGAGCUAGUGAGUUCGUGUCUUCUUCAUCAAAACGUUUAGGUGAUCCAGAUGAAAUGUUCUGCCCUUGUGUUGAUUGUCGCAAUGUCUGCCACCAAUCUAGUGAGAAAGUUUUCGAGCACCUGGUGAUUAGAGGAAUGGAUGAGAAGUACAAGAGCUGUAAGUUUUGGUCUAAACACGGGGAAACAAGACCUGAUAAGUCAGCUAAUGUGAUCUGGUCUGAAAAUGAGGCUUACGACUUGUUCAGAACAACCUUCAUGCGAAGUCAAGGCAGCUAAGGAUACGCAGAGGAGAAUGCUGGAGUGUUUGAGGGCACUGAUACGCCAGAAGAAGUUGAGUUUAGAAAGAAGUUAAAGGAUGCAGAAACUCCGUUGUACCCAAACUGUCUGAAAUUUACAAAGGUUGCUGCAAUCAUGGGACUUUACAGGAUAAAGGUGAAGAGUGGGAUGUCUGAGAACUAUUUCGAUCAGCUUCUGUCCCUAGUUCAUGAUCUGCUUCCCAGUGAAAAUGUUCUACCUAAGUCUACAGAUGAGAUGAAGAAGUUUCUGAAACAGUUUGGUUUUGGGUAUGAUGUCAUCCACGUCUGCAAGAAUGACUGUAUUUUGUAUAGAAAAGAGUUUGAGGAUGCAGUCAGCUAUCCAAGAUGUAGUGAAUCAAGAUGGGAGAAGGAUAAUCAGACUGGUGAGGAGAAGAAAGGGAUUCCUGUUAAGGUGCUUAGGUAUUUUCCGAUUAAAGACAGGUUCAGGAGAAUGUUUAGAUCAAAGCGGUUGGCAGAGGACUUGUGUUGGCACUCAACUAAUGCUUCUGAAGAUGGAAUUAUGCGUCAUCCAGUAGAUUCAUUGACUUGGGCUCAGAUAAACAACAAAUGGCAAGAGUUCGCUGCUGAAGCAAGAAACCUAAGACUAGGAAUUUCAACAGAUGGCAUGAAUCCGUUCUCUAUCCAGAACACGAAGCAUAGCACAUGGCCUGUUCUAUUAGUCAAAUACAAUAUGGCUCCGACAAAGUAUAUGAGGUUCGAGAACAUCAUGUUGACAAUGUUGAUACCUGGUCCAACCGCACCUAGCAACAACAUUGAUGUAUAUCUACAGCCAUUGAUAGAGGACUUGCAUGAUUUGUGGACAGAAGGUAUGGAAGUUUAUGAUUCGUUUAAGAAGGAGAGUUUUACACUUAGAGCUAUGUUGAUGUGGAGUAUCACCGACUAUCCUGGUUUAGGCACAUUAGCUGGGUGUAAAGUGAAAGGGAAGCAAGCGUGUAAUGUCUGCGGGAAGGGUACACCUCAUAGGUGGCUAAAGUUUAGUCGCAAACAUGUUUACAUGGAGAACAGGAAGCGGCUCAGGCCUAGUCAUCCUUAUAGAAGAAGGAAAGGAUGGUUUGACAAUACAGUGGAGGUUGGUACUGCAAAGAGGCUUCAGAGUGGCUGCGAUAUAUUUGACAGUCUUAAGGACUUUAAAAACGAUUUUGGGAAACCUUUACCUAAGAAGAGUAAGCAGAAGAGGAUAGAAGGAGGUGAAGAUGAUGUUCUUGCAGCUGACGACCGUGAGGAAGAUGAUGAUCUGUGGCGGUGGAAGAAAAAAUCUAUUUUCUUUGACUUACCUUAUUGGAAGGAUAUGCCUGUGAGGCAUAACAUCGACGUCAUGCACGUCGAGAAGAACGUGUCUGAUGCGUUGUUGUCUAUACUGAUGCAUAGUGCGAAAUCUAAGGAUGGACUGAAAGCAAGAAAGGAUUUAGAAGAGAUGGGUAUUAGAAGCAACUUACAUACACAAGCUAGGGGGAAGAAAACUUACUUGCCUCCAGCUGCGUAUUGGCUUUCAAAGGAAGAGAAAAGAAAGUUCUGCCGAAGGUUAUCCAACUUCAGAGGCCCUGAUGGAUACUGUGCCAAUAUAGCUAACUGUGUCUCACUGGAUCCUCCUUCUAUUGGCGGCAUGAAGUCACAUGAUCAUCAUGUUCUUAUGCAGAAUCUCUUACCAGUAGCGUUGAGAGGUUUACUUCCAAAAGGACCUCGGAUAGCAGUGACUCGCAUAUGCAAUUUCUUCAACAGACUCUGCCAACGCAUUUUUGAUCCAGAGAUGCUACUUGCACUAGAAACAGAGAUCGUGGAGACAAUGUGCCAGCUAGAGAGAUUCUUCCCACCUGCAUUAUUUGAUAUCAUGUUUCACCUUCCACUGCAUCUGGCAAGAGAAGCACGCUUGGGUGGCCCUGUUCUCUUCAGGUGGAUGUAUAUGAAGACACUUAAGGCAUAUGUGAAGAAUUUCGCAAGACCUGAAGCUUGUAUGGCUGAGGGAUAUCUUGCUGGUGAAUGCCUUGCAUUUUGUAUGGAGUUCUUGCAAAAAUCAGUUCCAGUAGAAGAAGCAACUACAAGAAAUGAUGAUGUAGAGGCGACUCAAAAUGUACUAGAAGGCCGUCCACUGCAAAAAGCUACAGAAGUCACACUUACUGAUAAGGAGAGAGAUAUAGCUCAUCGGUACAUCCUCAUGAAUACUGCAGUCUUGGAUCCUUAUGUUCAGUAA